AUGAACCAUAAUGGAACCGCUGAUAUUUCUGCUGCUGCUGCUGACUACGACGAUAUGUCUAGCGUGAGCUCGGAGCUGAGUGAAACGCCAUAUCUCGAGAAAAAACCCCCAAUAGCAGAACCAAGUGAAUUGCUAACUCCACCAACUUUCCAGUUGCAAAACAAGAGCAAUGGUAAUGGCAAAGAUCUCAGAUUUCUCGCGAGUUCCAAUUUCUCAUCGGACUCAGUUACCGAGCAAACGCUAACUCCCGCGUCGUUUAACCAGAUCAAGACUACCCCUAGAAGAUAUUCCAAUGGCUCGCCGAAUGGCGUCAACACAACAAUAACAUCGGCAACGUACCAGCCUUCUUCUACGACGAGAACGGGCCGAUCGAGACCCGUCUCUACGUUUUUAAUGGACUCCAACAAUUCCAUCAUGGAAGACCACUCAGAACUCGAUUUUGCGCUGGAGAGAAGCAAUUCAGGUGCAAGCAUGAAACAUCAGCUGGCGGACUUGACUAAGCUGCCCAUGUUUUUCUCCGAUCUCCCCAUGUUUGAAAAUCAGAACCAGAACCAGUACCAGUUCCGAGGUGCUGCUCCUAGGUCACCCACGACGUCUCCGUCGCCCGUGAGAAACGGUAGGAAAACGUACCGGCCGAAAUCACCCGUGAGGUCAUCAUCGCCCACCAAAAGGAUUAGCCCCUUCAAUUUCCAGCCGCAGGAGAUGAUGAUGAUGAUGCAUAGUAACGGAUCGGGCUCCUCUUUACAAGUCAAGCCUGCGCAUAGAAAGGGGCACAAGUACAAGCAUUCCUCCGUGUCCAUGAACAUGUUUCAAGAACCGCCACCCGUGACGUUGGCAGACUCACCCUUAAAAGCGAUACCUGAUCUGUACCCUAUACCAAACUCCAAGGAGGCGUUUGAUUCCAUCACCAAGAACCAGAAGUUGCGGUUGCUUUGGGCGGCGUCGCAUUUUGCUGCUUCUGUUGUUGUGUUUGUCACCGGUUUCAGACUACACAUUAGUUCGUUAUCUACAUUGGCGCACUUGAUAUUUUACGACGCCUUGGGCUCGCUUUUUGUGGUUUUGGUGGACGUAAUGGCUAACUUUGAAGUAUGGAACAAUUCAUCGAUUGCUUAUCCUUUUGGACUUGAGCGUCUUGAAGUAUUGGUUGGGUUCGCAUUGAGUGCAUCGUUGGUGAUGUUGAGUUUUGACUUGUUUAGCCACUUUGUCGAGGAGUUUGUGUUGUCGUGGGUUUCGCAUGAUGAUCAUGCUGGACAUGAGCACAUGUCGCAUCACGUUCAUGACGAGCUGGGGAAAAUUGGCAACAUCUACGCGUAUGAGUCCGUAUUGGUUCUUGCGUUGGUGAUUUCGCUUGUUUCGUCAAACGUCAUUUUAACUUAUGACCGGUUGAAUGAGAUGAUGACCUCGACGGAACAGGUUCGGCACCUGAAUGGUCUUAUUGUCAACCUGGAGCAGAAUAAGCUGAAUAAACUGCGGUUGAUGAAAUUGAUCUACGCGUGGAAAAACUACCCCACGCAUUUGAUCACCAUUACUUAUGCCUUGUUUCUCAUUGGAAUACCGAUGGUUCCUGAAACUUGGGCCAAGAAUCUAACGUAUGACAUUAACAAGUGUGCCACGUUUCUAGUUGGCGCGUUGAUCUGUUAUAAUGGAUGGAGUUUGGUUAAAAAGUUGGGUGGGAUCUUACUUUGUGCGUUCCCUUAUUCAGAUUACCAAUAUAGUUUCAUCAAAUCCAAGAUAACUGAUCAGAUACUAGCAUUGGAAUGCUUUAGACAAGAAUUUGAGAUUCAGAGAUUAUUUAUUACGAAAUUUAGCUAUAACUUAUACGUUGCGGGAGUUAGCAUCAAGAUGAAAGGGGCCGAUUCAGACGAGGAAGUUCGCAUGCGGUUUGAAGUCGCUCGGAUCUUGAAUAGGGAGAUCAAGGAGUUGGAACGAGGAGGGUUCCGCGAUGCGAGUAUUGAAAUAACGAUUGAUAUAGAUAGAUUUUAA
This is a messenger RNA of Lodderomyces beijingensis, 1983 nucleotides long. Lineage: Eukaryota; Fungi; Ascomycota; Pichiomycetes; Serinales; Debaryomycetaceae. The record is from the annotation of a GenBank genome assembly.